This is a messenger RNA of Arabis nemorensis, 1401 nucleotides long. The record is from the annotation of a GenBank genome assembly. Lineage: Eukaryota; Viridiplantae; Streptophyta; Magnoliopsida; Brassicales; Brassicaceae.
AUGAAUCACGGCGAAGCUAGGAACGACGGUAGCUAUAGUGGUUCUCGGGGACAUUCUCCGGCGUCUGGGCACAGAGGUUACCGUCGGAAAAGCGAAACUCCGGUUAUAGUUGAUAAGUCUUUGAAUGAACCUUCUGGUAAUAGGAGUAGGGGAUUUCAAGGGAGAGGAAGAGGUACAAUAUCAUGCUACCCUAAAAAUAGUUCCGGGUUUGGCAAAUAUGAACAUAGUCCAGUGCAAUCGUGGGUUGAGAAGCCAUUACAAGUUUCCAAUGUGGAUUGUGUGGAAAAGAGAGGUCAAAAGCAUGGAAUAGGUUCUACUAAGCAACCUGAUGAAGUUGCUGCUGCUUUGAAGAAUUCUGGAGAUAACAAGGAUCUUAUGAAAUCAUCUGCUUCGUCUAGUCCAAAUAACAGAAAUCGUAGUGGAGGUUCGUUUGUAUCUAGAGGACGGGAUGGCGCUGGAAUGCGUUGUGGUCUUGUGAAUCAAAUGAAAUAUGUUUCGUUGUCUUGCAAGGACUCUGUGUCUACUACAAGUGAUCAGAAGGUUGAGCAUUCUAGUGUUGAAGAUCAUAAUAGUGUUCACAAGUCUGUGGAUGCUGGGAACUCUUCAAAUGAAAGCAACGCAAGACUUUUUGAUAUCGUCCUCGAGAAGAAGGUGCUGAGAUUAAAGCCCAACUUGUUGGAACUGAACAGAGAAAAGAAGAAAGCAAGUAAAGGGUACACUGGAAUUGUCAUUAGACCUGGAAUGGUACAUCUUAAGAACUACUUGUCAAUCAAUGAUCAAGUGAUGAUUGUGAACAAAUGUCGUCAGCUGGGUUUGGGUGAAGGCGGCUUCUAUCAACCAGGUUACCGGGAUGGAGCGUUAUUGCAUUUGAAAAUGAUGUGCUUGGGGAAAAACUGGGACCCUGAAACAUCUCGUUAUGGAGAAACUCGUCCAGCUGAUGGUUCUACUCCGCCAAAAAUUCCUGUUGAAUUCAGUCAGCUUGUUGAGAAAUCAAUCAAAGAAUCACAGUCUCUAAUUGCUACAUCUUCAAAGAAUACGAAGGGAGAAGAUGAGAUACCGUUUAUGUCACCAGACAUCUGUAUUGCUAACUUCUACACAACCACAGGGAGACUUGGUCUCCAUCAGGACAAAGAUGAGAGUAAAAAUUCCAUUCGGAAAGGAUUACCUGUUGUUUCGUUUUCUAUUGGAGAUUCAGCAGAGUUCUUAUAUGGUGAUCAGAGGGAUGAUGAGAAUGCAGAUGAGGUAGUGUUGGAGUCUGGAGAUGUUCUAAUAUUUGGUGGAAAAUCUCGAAAUGUCUUUCAUGGUGUGAGAGCAAUUCAUACAGAUACUGCCCCCAAGGUUCUUGUCCAGGAAACAAGUCUACGACCAGGUCGUCUGAAUUUGACCUUUAGGCAGUAUUAG